CUUCGACCUGAUCCCUUCUACACAUCAACCCACAUCACAAUGUUCGCCGCCCGUUCCAUCCCUCGCGCCCUCAAUGGCGCCCGCGCCUUCUCCACCUCGCCCGCCCACUCGCUGGCCCGCAUGCAACUCAUUGGCCGUCUCGCCGACCAGCCCGAGCUCACUCCCACAUCCACCGGCCGCGAGAUGGUGCGGUACGCCCUCGGUGUCAAGGGCGGUCCCAAGAAUGAGAACGGCGAGAGACAGACCAGCUGGUUCAGAGUCGCCAGUUUCGCCGAUGGCCCUGGCAGAGAUCUGCUCCUGAGCCUGCCCAAGGNNGCCGAUGCUCGUAUGGACUCCUUCCAAGCCCAGGAUGGCUCCAACCAGACCCGUCUCAACCUCGUUCAGCGCAACUUCGAGGCUCUCAGCCGUCCCCAGAACCGCUCCGACUCCGACAGAAGUGCCGCCGAGGAGCCCAGCAGUGGCCUUGGUGCAUCCUAG
Messenger RNA from Aureobasidium uvarum, 477 nucleotides. The record is from the annotation of a GenBank genome assembly. Lineage: Eukaryota; Fungi; Ascomycota; Dothideomycetes; Dothideales; Saccotheciaceae.